Molecule: messenger RNA, 1245 nt
Organism: Psammomys obesus (fat sand rat)
Lineage: Eukaryota; Metazoa; Chordata; Mammalia; Rodentia; Muridae
Gene: Zc3h11d
Product: chromosome unknown C12orf50 homolog
Exons: 12
Coding region: 1-1245 (414 amino acids)
Source: RefSeq, a predicted model, not a curated record
AUGGAAAUGCAGCAAAACUGCAGCAUUUCAUGCUUCUGGGAAACCCAACCUCUUGGUUGUGUGAAGAUCAGUUGUAUCUUUUACCACAGCAAACCACGAAAUAUCAAUGGAUUAUUUUUGCCACCAAGUAGCAACACCACCUUACAGAAAGAAAGUCAGGAAGGAAACCCACCCCCAACCCAGAGUCAGGAGCCUCUGAAACCCAUGGAGAAUGUAUCACGACCCAUUCAUCAUCCAUUAGUUUUAAAAACUAACUUUGAAGAAGAGGAAGAGGAAGAAGAGGAACAAAAUGAUGCUUCUAGCUUAUGGACAAAGACCCCUGAAGAAAUUGAAGAGAAAAGAGCAAUAAAGGAGAUGUGUUAUAAAUCUGGUGAAUACUAUAGAUUCCAUGCACCACCAGACAUCUCAUCAAAAAGCCUAGUUCCUACAGUGGAAAAGGAGUUAGAAAAGCCUUUGGAAAAUGGCAGUGAUUUACAAGAAGGGGAUGGUCUUACAGUUCCAACAAAGUUUAGCCUAUAUGAGAGGACGGGAGAGGCAAAAACAUCAUUGGAUAGGAAACCAAGGACUGACAUUGCUGCUUUUGAAAAUGGAGGAGGUGACUGCUAUGCUCCACAGAGGAUCAUAUUUCUUGGAGUGGAUGAAAGUGAAGCAUUAGCUGAAGAGAAAGAAACUACCUCAAAAUGUUCAAAUGCCAAAGAAAGCAAAAACAGUCUUCAUCCAAAGCACCCCCUAACUUCUCGCCUAGUUCCUACAACACAUGUACUAAAUGCUACUGAGAAUAUCAGCAUGAAUUGCAGAGAGAACCCCUCUUCAAUGAAUGAUGUCCAGCCAGUGAGGAAGCCUCAUUUUAAAGGUGUGAAGAAAAGAAAAUGGAUUUAUGAUGAACCAAAGAACUUUCCUGGCUCUGGAAUGCGGAGAGCAGUACACACCCCAAAUUCCAAACAUAAGAUGAGUUACCAUCAUCACAAUAAAAACCGAAAUGCUGAGAACACCUCCUACGUGCAUGUUCAAAGAGACGCAGUAAGAACUGUCACACUGAAUGCCCCUCCCCGAAGCAGGCCCACGAGUGGUGGGUCCUACAACAAAGCUGAUGUCAACAAGGAACCCAAACUCAACCUCUGUCCAGAUAAACAUAUGUCAACAUCAUAUAAUGGUUCAGCCUGGAGAAGAAGAAUUCCUUUUUCAAAAACUUAUUCAAAAACUGAAAAGAUAUAUCCAGAGCCAAGAAGAAAUGGGAGUAAGUAA